Molecule: messenger RNA, 1198 nt
Organism: Belonocnema kinseyi
Lineage: Eukaryota; Metazoa; Arthropoda; Insecta; Hymenoptera; Cynipidae
Product: ATP synthase mitochondrial F1 complex assembly factor 2
Exons: 6
Coding region: 142-954 (270 amino acids)
Biological process (GO): mitochondrial proton-transporting ATP synthase complex assembly
Cellular component (GO): mitochondrion
Source: RefSeq, a predicted model, not a curated record
UAUUUAAUUUUUAAAGCGACCUCUACCUUUAACAAAUUAGUGUUCUGCACUCGCGCAGGAUUUUGAACUGAUUUUUUUGGAUACGAUUUUAUGAGAGAAAAUUGUGUUUUUAGACUUGAAUGACAGUUAGACUGUUUAACAAUGUUUUCCACAAAGUUUCGAAUAUUUAUACCCUCAUCAAUUAUAGUGAGAACUAUGGCCACAGUCAAGCGAUUUUAUCGUGAGGCGACUGUUUUAUCAAGCGGAAACAAAUUUGAAAUUGCACUCGAUCACAGAAAAUUGAAAACUCCAAAGGGAAAAGUCUUCGAAGUAUCUAGUGAACCUUUAGCUUUCGCAAUAGCUGUGGAGUGGGAGAGUCAAAAAGAGACAAUCAAUCGAAGUAACAUGCAUUUAACCUCUUUAUGCAACACAGUUCUGGAUAACCCUCACAAUAAUACCAAAGAAGAUAUUGUUUCGAGUAUUAUCCAAUUUCUAGAAACAGACACAAUUCUUUUUCAAUCCAAUGAUGAGGAGGAAUUGUACAAUCUUCAGGUGGAAAAGUGGGAUCCUUUGAUUCAAUGGUUUUGUGAUCGGUUCCAAUUAGGAAUUACUAAAACGCGGAGCAUAGAAGCUCCACUAGUAACAACAGAGACAAAAGAGAUUAUAAGGAAACAUUUAAUGUCCUACAACUUCGAAGCUAUUCACGGUUUCAAAUUUGGUGUGGAUACCACGAAGUCGGUUAUUUUGACACUUGCUGCUUCCGAAAGAGUAAUUAAAGUCGAAGAUGCUGUGUAUCUUUCUCGGCUGGAGGAAGAGUAUCAGAUUUCUCACUGGGGACGUGUGGAAUGGUCUCAUGAACUAAGUAAAUACGAUUUACAAGCACGUUUAGCUGCCGCAAUCAUAUUCAUCCAUUUAAACUCCAAUUCGAUGACCUCUGAACCAAAACUGGACAGAAUUCGAAAAACGGAGAUGUAAAAUGUAAAGGUAUAUAAAAUCGCUUACCAACUAUCCGAGUGCAGUAUUAUUUAAAAUGCAGCCUUAAAUAUAAAAAACAAAACAUUUCUACAUUUAACUAAUUGAUUUCAAUAAAUUUUUUACGGUUUUUAAUCGUUAUUUAUCGAUUUCUGAAGAUUUCGAACAAUCGGGUCCUUCCCAGUCCCUCAUACAGAUGCAACUGUAAAUAAAUUAUAAGUUAUAAAUAAAGAGUCGUGUAAUGUUU